Messenger RNA from Amyelois transitella, 3061 nucleotides. It is a transcript of the gene fat-spondin, whose product is annotated as spondin-1. Gene Ontology annotation, biological process: cell adhesion. NCBI's taxonomy places the organism in Eukaryota, Metazoa, Arthropoda, Insecta, Lepidoptera, Pyralidae. The transcript has 16 exons. Gene Ontology annotation, molecular function: serine-type endopeptidase inhibitor activity. Gene Ontology annotation, cellular component: extracellular matrix. The coding region runs from base 147 to 2462 and encodes 771 amino acids. The record is from RefSeq and is a predicted model, not a curated record.
AGGAUGACCGCCGGCUCGUAACAAUUUAGCAAUCGCUGCAUUCCCGGAGUUCUAUCGGCUGACCACGAGACCUCUGCCCUCUUAUCUCAGACCGGGCGUAUCACUCGGUGGGGAGCGUCGUGUUCUAUGAGUAAAUAGUUUUGGAUAUGUGGCGACUCAUAGCGUUGUUAGCGCUAUGCGCGGGAGUGCGCGGUUGUGAGCUGGUCCCUGAUGAAACCAGCGUGGCCAAGUCUCCCGGGGACAACUUCUACCGCCUGCUGGUCAACGGCGACGUGGAGCGGUACGCGCCCGGGGAGAGAUAUGUUGUGACCCUGGUCGGCUCUCGCACCCACGACGUCGUGCAGAAGUUCACCCGCUUCAUGAUCACCGCGGAACCCCUGGAUCCAGCUGCUCCGCGGUCCGCCUCGCGCCAGGGCCAGUUCCAGCUGUUUGCAGACACCUUGUCUCGCUUUGAAGACACUUGCGUCAACACGGUGGUGGAGGCUGACGACCUGCCCAAAACUGAGGUGCAGGUCAUGUGGAAGGCGCCCCCGACUGGCUCGGGAUGUGUGCUGCUCAAAGCCAUGGUGUACGAGAACCAGAGCCGCUGGUUCGCGGAGGACGGUCAGCUGACGCGGCGCGUCUGCGAGGACACCUCCCUCUCCGCCUCAGACUGCUGCGCGUGCGACGAUGCUAAAUACAAGAUGGUGUUCGAAGGACUGUGGUCUGCGCAGACGCACCCCAAAGAUUUCCCGGUGCAGGCGCUGUGGCUGACGCACUUCUCUGACGUCAUCGGUGCCUCCCACCCCAAGAACUUUUCCUUCUGGGGACCGGGAGAGAUCGCCACCGACGGGUUCAGGAUGCUAGCGGAAUGGGGUUCAGUCCAGCUCCAAGAGCGAGAGCUCCGUCAGCACGGCAAGAAGCUGCGCUCCAUCAUCAAGGCCCAGGGGCUGUGGUACCCCAACGUCAACUCCAACACCUCCACCGUCUUCACUGUGGACAGGAAGCGGCAUCUGGUGUCGCUGGCUUCCAUGUUUGGACCCUCUCCGGACUGGGUGGUGGGUGUGAGCGGGCUGGACUUGUGUCAGAAGGACUGCUCGUGGGCUGAGUCCAAGGUCAUCGACCUUUUCCCUUACGACGCGGGCACUGACAGCGGCAUCAGUUACAUGUCACCAAACGCAGAAACAGUUCCCCGCGAGAAAAUGUACCGCAUCACGACCAUGUACCCCGAGGAUCCGCGCGCGCCCUUCUACAACCCCUCGGCCAAGGAAGUGGCUCCCAUGGCGCGGCUGAUCCUCACCAGGGAGAAGCUCAUCCCGAGAGGAUGUGAUGAGGAAACCCUGCAGUCCUUGGUAAUUGAGGACGAGGAUAGCGUGCAGGCUGCUGCUAAACCGGAAUGCGCGGUGUCUGAUUGGGGCGCGUGGUCAGCGUGCUCGGUGAGCUGCGGCAAGGGGCUGCGCAUGCGCGCGCGCCAGUACCGCCGCCCGCCGCGCGCGCAGGCGGCCGGCUGCCAGCGGCAGCUCGUCAACAAGGAGAUGUGUGUGGCCGAUGUGCCGGAAUGCGAAGGCAGUUCCGCUCCCGAACCAGAGGUAGACAACGAGGCGGCUCCCAGUCUCCAAGACCUGGACGAGGUGUGUCGCACCGGCGAGUGGGGGCCCUGGAGCGAGUGCUCCGUCACCUGCGGGAUCGGCGUCAGCACCAGGAGGAGGCAGUUCCUGAAUCACAUGGGGUUGAAGAAGUGCCCGCUUGUUAGCAUCGAGGAGAACCGCAAGUGCAUGGAGCCGCAAUGCACAGAGCAAGAGACGGAGAUCUCGGACCCGUCGUGUCCCACCACAGAGUGGGCAGGCUGGUCCCCUUGCUCAGCCACUUGUGGACGCGGAGUAAGGUUCCGCACUCGCCUGCUGCUGGUGCCGCCGGAGCAGCAGCAGCAGUGCUCGGCGCGCGUGGAGCUGCUGCAGCAGCGGCCGUGCCGCGAGCAGGACGACUGCUCCAUUGACAUGCUCACUGCUAAACGCAUCUGCAUGGAAGAGCCAUCGCAGGGCCCAUGCCGCGGCAUGUACCAGCGCUGGGCGUUCGCGGCGGCGAAGGGCAUGUGCGCGCCCUUCAGCUACGGCGGCUGUCGCGGGAACCGGAACAACUUCCUCACGCAGGAGGACUGCCUCGCCACCUGCUCUGUGGUGCUCGGAGGCGGGGCGGGGCCUGUGCCGGCGCCGGGAGUGGCCGCCCCCCCGGCCGUCAGCUCCAACUACCCGGGGCUCAGCAUCAGCUCCGUGGUGGCCGUGCCUGCCAGCGUCGCCAGUCCGUCCCUGUCUAACCCGGGAGACUGUCAGAUGAGUCCCUGGUCCGCCUGGAGCCGCUGCAGCGUCUCCUGCGGGCUGGGGUACCAGGAGCAGACCAGGACUGUGCUGUCGGAGGCAGCGCCGGGCGGCGCGCCGUGCCCGCAGCGCCGCUCCCGCCGCCGCCGCUGCACCAGGCAUUGUUGAACUCUCUUGAGACCGGCCAACGAGAGAGCGACGACCAACACUAUACCAGACUUAGAAUAAUAUCCAGAAUACAGACAUACAAUAUUCAGAAUAGUUACAAAGAUUUGAAACAAGGCUUUUUAAAACAAAUAGCAGACAUUUUGUGACGGAUCAAGACAGCGUUUUUACAUGAAAUACAUACUUUGUAUGGGGUUUCGUUACAAGGGGCUUUAUCAUUAUACUAUAAUUGCGUCUACGAGUAUAAUAGCGUGUACGACUCCUAACCUAACACGAUACCCGUCAUACGAAUAUGUUAUUUUUCAGAUACCAGUCUUAAAAUAAUAUUCGGAAAUAAUUUUCCAAAUAAAGGGUUAUUUGUAUUUGAACUCGUCCGACAAAUUAUUUUACGUCAGUCUUCUUAAGUAGCUCUAUGUGUAGUACAUGUGAUAGCUGAAACCUUUGUUAGUAAAUAAAAAAAAUAUUUUGUAUAGUCAAAUGAAUAUACCAAAGAUAGAUAAUACUCAGUUCAUUAAUCUACUUAAGCAUGAAGCAUUUCCAAGCAUUAAGUUUUAUAUUUUUGUAUAAGAUAUUUUUAUGGCAAUAAAAGGGCUUUAAGCAUU